UCUCUCUACGAAUUCUGCCGAGUAAUGCAAAAGCGUCGCAGCAGCAGCUGCAAGCAAAUUCAAUAAGUUUUCCUUCACCCCUCUCACAAUAAAAAAAACUGUAUUCUAAUAAUUAUCAAAGUGAGUAAGCAUGGAAGAGCUACGCAAGCAUUUGUCAAAAGUGAACGUGCCGUGCGGCAAUCCGCCCAUCUACAAAGACGAAUGCGUCUUCUCCUAUGACAAUCCAGAGACGCCGACGGGCCUCUAUGUCUGUCUGCAGAGUUUCUUGGGCUUCGGCGAAUCAUUUGUUUGCGAAUAUGCCGCCAAGACCGGCAACAAUGUGUUUCUGCACAUUCGACGCGAGCGCAAACUGAAAGAGGACGCCGCGGAGCAAGAGCAAGCGGCAGAGCAGGAAGCGGGACCAGAGCGUAAAAUAACACGUCUGGCAAUUGGCGUCGAAGGCGGCUACAAUGAGACUGAUAUGGCUAAGAAGUAUGAGAUCAAGUACACGUAUAGCAUUGUCGUGGCACCGCAGCUCGACAAGAAGUUGCCCUAUCCGGAUCCCGAGCUGCCCAUGCGUGUCACCCAAGCAGUGGAAGCAAUUCUUGCCGCCGACUCGGCGAUAGCCAAGCUGGAGAAGGCAACACUGAGCGGCACUUGGGAUGGUGAGGUGCGUCAGGCCUCCAAGUAUGCCGAAAAUUUGCAGCAGCUGGAUAAUGGCAAGAAAAUUCCACCCGCCGGUUGGCAAUGCGAGAAAUGCGAUCUCACCAACAAUCUGUGGCUCAAUCUUACCGAUGGUUCCAUACUCUGUGGUCGCAAAUUCUUCGAUGGCAGCGGUGGCAAUGAUCACGCCGUGGAACACUAUCGUCAGACCAGUUAUCCGCUUGCUGUUAAGCUGGGCACCAUCACCGCCGAUGGUAAAUCGGAUGUCUUCUCGUAUCCCGAGGAUGACAUGGUCUUGGAUCCGCAUUUGGCAAAGCAUUUGUCGCAUUUCGGCAUCAACAUGGCCGCGAUGCAAAAGAGUGAGAAGUCCAUGGUGGAACUGGAGUUGGAGAUUAAUCAGCGCAUUGGUGAAUGGUCCGCUCUAACGGAGAGUGAGAGCGAACUGCAACCGUUGGCUGGUCCCGGUUUCACGGGCAUGCGCAAUCUGGGCAACUCGUGCUACAUCAACAGCGUGAUGCAAGUGCUCUUUGCCAUCCCAGAUUUCCAGCAGCGCUUUGUGGGCAGUGGCGCAGAGCAUUAUUUCAAGGAGUAUCCCAGUGAUCCGGCCAAUGAUUUCAACAUUCAAAUGGCAAAGUUGGGCAACGGUUUGCAGUCGGGCAAAUACAGCAGCAUUGCUGAAAAUUCACUGGACACGGAGCACAUGACGGGCAUUUCACCAGCCAUGUUCAAGAAUAUUGUGGGCAAGAAUCACCCGGAUUUUAGCACCAAACAACAACAGGAUGCCAACGAUUUCUAUUUGCAUUUGCUGACGCUGCUCGAUCGGAAUUCGCGCAAUCAAUUCAAUCCCGCUGAUUCGCUCAAGUUUCAGCUUGAGGAUCGAGUCGAAUGCUUGGCCAGUCGCAAAGUCAAGUACACGACGCACGAGGAGUACAGCUUCCGUUUGCCCAUUCCCCUCGACCAGGCCACCAACCUAGACGAGGUGCGCGAGUAUCAGGAGCGUGAACAAGCUGCCCAAGCGAGCGGACAACGGCUGCUCAAUCGGGAUAUUGUGCGGCACAAGGUUCCAUUGCAGGCGUGUCUGGAACGCUUCUUUGGCUCUGAACUGAUCGAACAAUUCUAUUCGACGGCCAUCAAUGGCAAGACCAAUGCCAAGAAAACAACACGUAUGGCCACAAUGCCGGACUUCCUCAUGAUUCAUUUGGGUAAAUUUACGCUAGGCGAUGACUGGGUGCCCAAGAAACUGGAUGUCUCUGUUGACAUGCCCGAUGAGCUCGAUUUGAGCGUAUGGCGUUCUUCAGGUGGACUCCAAGCUGGCGAGGAUCCGCUGCCAGAGCCUGCAACUGAGGCGCCCAAGUUUGUGUUCGACGAGACGUUCAUGUCGGAACUGCUGACCAUGGGAUUCCCCGCGGAGGCGUGCAAACGUGCUUGUUUCCAUACCAAAAACUUGAGUCUCGAGGCUGCCUCCAACUGGCUAAUGGAGCACAUUGCCGACCCCGAUAUUUCUGAUCCCUUCGAGGUGCCCAACAAUCGAAUUGGUGAUGGCGCCGCUGCAGCGCAGCAAUUUGUGGCCAACCCGGAGAGUCUGGCUAUGCUGAUGAGCAUGGGCUUUGAUGAGCGACAGGCGGUGGCAGCGCUUAAGGCCACCGAUGGCAAUGUGGAACGUGCCACCGACUGGAUAUUCUCGCAUGCGGACAGCAUUGAUGAGGCGCCGCCCGCAGCAGCAGCAGCUCCCACAGCUGCGGCUGCAACAGCCACAACGAAUUAUCGCGAUGGAUCUGGAAAAUAUAAACUGCUGGCAUUCAUCUCGCACAUGGGCACCUCGGCCCAGGUGGGACACUAUGUGUGCCACAUACGCAAACAGGGAGAAUGGGUGAUCUUCAACGACACCAAGGUGGCCAAGUCACAGAAUCCGCCCAAGGAUCUGGGCUAUCUGUAUUUGUAUAUGCGCGAAGAGUAAAGCGUUCGACAACAACAAUUGAUCUCCCAACUGUGUCCCCCAAAAAUUUUGUGAAAAUUCUGCAUAUUGCGUAAAUAAAGUAAAACAAAUUAAUCCA
Molecule: messenger RNA, 2696 nt
Organism: Drosophila albomicans
Lineage: Eukaryota; Metazoa; Arthropoda; Insecta; Diptera; Drosophilidae
Gene: Usp5
Product: ubiquitin carboxyl-terminal hydrolase 5
Exons: 2
Coding region: 131-2599 (822 amino acids)
Biological process (GO): protein deubiquitination
Molecular function (GO): cysteine-type deubiquitinase activity; protein binding; zinc ion binding
Source: RefSeq, a predicted model, not a curated record